CUUCUGUCAAAGGUUGCUACCAAAAGUAUUGAAAGAGAACUCAUCUGCCCAGCAUGCAAGGAGUUGUUCACCCACCCGCUGAUCCUUCCUUGUCAACACAACUUGUGUCACAAAUGUGUGAAAGAUAUACUAUUCACAGUUGAAGACUCAUUUGCUGAUGCAGGUUCUGAAUCCUCAAAUCAGAGCAGCCCGCGGUUCCGAAUCUCUUCUGCUAGCAUGGACAAGAUUGACAGAAUUAGUAGAUCAGGCAGAAAACACAACUCUUUGACUCCUAGAACAACUAUGUUUCCUUGUCCUGGCUGCCUGCAUGAUAUUGAUCUCGGAGAACGUGGUGUCAAUGGCUUAUUUCGAAAUUUCACUUUGGAAACAAUUGUGGAGCGACACCGACAGGCAGCCAGGGCAGCCAUAGCUAUUAUGUGUGACUUCUGCAAACCUCCGCCUCAAGAAUCCACAAAGAGCUGCAUGGACUGCAGUGCAAGCUAUUGCAAUGAAUGUUUCAAGGUGCACCAUCCCUGGGGAACUGUAAAAGCUCAGCAUGAGUACGUUGGACCAACCACUAACACCAGACUUAAAGUUCUGAUGUGUCCAGAACAUGAAAUGGAGAAAGUGAACAUGUACUGUGAAAUCUGCAGAAGGCCUGUCUGCCAUCUCUGUAAACUGGGUGGAUCUCAUGCAAACCACAGGAUAACAGCAAUGAGUACUGCCUAUAAAACUCUGAAGGAGAAGCUUUCAAAAGAUAUAGAGUAUCUCAUCAGUAAGGAGAGCCAAGUAAAAGCUCACAUCUCACAGCUGGGUCUUCUGCUGAAAGAAACAGAGUGCAAUGGGGAAAGAGCUAAAGAAGAGGCAUCUCAGAGUUUUGAGAAAUUAAUUAAUAUCCUGGAGGAGAAGAAGUCUGCAGCUCUUAGGGCAAUUGAAGUGUCUAAGAAUAUAAGGCUGGACAAAUUGCGAACUCAAGCAGAAGAAUAUCAAGGUCUCCUGGAAAAUAAUGGCCUUGUAGGAUAUGCUCAAGAAGUGCUUAAAGAAACUGAUCAGUCCUGUUUUGUUCAAACAGCAAAACAACUUCACGUCAGAAUACAAAAAGCUACUGAAUCUCUGAAGAGCUUCCGGCCAGCAGCUGAAAGCUCUUUUGAAGGUUUUGUGGUGGACACAACCAAGCAAGAAGUGAUCCUUGAUGACUUAUCCUUCUAUUCCAGUGGUCUGGAAGUACCAGAAAUCAAUGAGGAGCAAUGCAGAAUGUAUAACAAAGCUGUGAUCAGCUGGGAGUCCUCCAAGAAGACAGACUCUGCUGAUAUGUACGUUCUUCAGUAUCGCAAGCUUAGUAGAGAAGAGGAGAGUGUGAUGUGGCAGGAGGUUGAAGUUUGCAGCAAGAGCAAAGUCAUACCUGAUCUUGAUGAAGACAGUAGCUACGCCUUUAGAGUUCGAGGGUACAAAGGGGCCAUGUGUAGCUCGUGGAGCAAAGAAGUUAUUUUGCGUACACCUCCUGCUCCAGUUCUUAGCUUUCUUUUUGAUGACAAAUGCGGGUACAACAGUGAAUUUCUCCUGCUGAACCCAGAAAGAACGUCUGUGGAAAGCAGGGCUGGAUUUCCUUUACUGCUAAGAGCUGAACCCCAAAUCACUUGA
Molecule: messenger RNA, 1620 nt
Organism: Centrocercus urophasianus (Greater sage-grouse)
Lineage: Eukaryota; Metazoa; Chordata; Aves; Galliformes; Phasianidae
Gene: TRIM36
Product: tripartite motif containing 36
Exons: 9
Coding region: 217-1620 (467 amino acids)
Molecular function (GO): zinc ion binding; protein binding
Source: RefSeq, a predicted model, not a curated record